GCCAGGAUUACUCUCUGAGAUCCAGGCCAUGGCAAAUGACAUCACUCCCAGCCUGGGCUUAAAAUCUCCCCAUGUGAGGGGACCUGUUUCCUUCAGCCUCUGCUGUCUGGAGACUCUGCCCAGGACCUGGGCCACCAGGGGAGCCCUGUCCCUCCUUGCUGAAGGCCCCCUGACCUGGGCCCCAGUGUCUCCGAGGAUCAUGAUGGCGUAUAUGAACCCCGGGCCCCACUACUCUGUCAAUGCUUUGGCCCUGAGUGGCCCCAGUGUGGAUCUGAUGCACCAGGCUGUCCCCUACCCCAGUGCCCCGCGGAAGCAGCGGCGGGAGCGGACCACCUUCACCCGCAGCCAGCUGGAGGAGCUGGAGGCGCUGUUCGCCAAGACGCAGUACCCGGACGUGUACGCCCGCGAGGAGGUGGCGCUGAAGAUCAACCUGCCCGAGUCCAGGGUUCAGGUUUGGUUCAAGAACCGCAGGGCUAAGUGCAGACAGCAGCGGCAGCAGCAGAAACAGCAGCAGCAGCCCCCGGGGGGCCAGGCCAAGGCUCGUCCUGCCAAGAGGAAGGCGGGCUCAUCGCCAAGACCCUCCACGGAUGUGUGUCCAGACCCUCUGGGCAUCUCCGAUUCCUACAGCCCGCCUCUGCCCGGCCCCUCGGGCUCCCCCACCACGGCAGUGGCCACGGUGUCCAUCUGGAGUCCAGCCUCAGAGUCCCCUUUGCCCGAGGCCCAGCGGGCUGGGCUGGUGGCCUCGGGGCCUUCUCUGACCUCUGCCCCCUAUGCCAUGACCUAUGCCCCAGCCUCUGCUUUCUGCUCUUCCCCCUCUGCCUAUGGGUCUCCCAGCUCCUAUUUCAGUGGCCUGGAUCCCUACCUGUCUCCCAUGGUGCCCCAGCUGGGGGGCCCGGCUCUCAGCCCCCUCUCUGGCCCCUCUGUGGGACCCUCCUUGGCCCAGUCCCCAACGUCCCUGUCAGGUCAGAGCUAUGGCCCCUACAGCCCUGUGGACAGCUUGGAAUUCAAGGACCCCUCGGGCACCUGGAAAUUCACCUACAACCCCAUGGAUCCUCUGGACUACAAGGAUCAGAGUGCCUGGAAGUUUCAGAUUUUGUAGAAGAUUCUCUCUGCAUCUCUCCGCAGCUCUCCAUCUGGCCUCAGGACCCUCUCUUGUCU
Molecule: messenger RNA, 1158 nt
Organism: Propithecus coquereli (Coquerel's sifaka)
Lineage: Eukaryota; Metazoa; Chordata; Mammalia; Primates; Indriidae
Gene: CRX
Product: cone-rod homeobox
Exons: 4
Coding region: 29-1099 (356 amino acids)
Biological process (GO): multicellular organism development; regulation of transcription by RNA polymerase II
Cellular component (GO): nucleus
Molecular function (GO): RNA polymerase II cis-regulatory region sequence-specific DNA binding; DNA-binding transcription factor activity, RNA polymerase II-specific
Source: RefSeq, a predicted model, not a curated record